AUGGCAACAUUAUUUUAAUGUGAUGGUGCAAAUUGCAUAGAAGCUUUUCUUGAAGUAGCAAUUUCUACUACAGCUUCAAUAAUGGCAAUAGAUGGAUUCCGAAUAAUAUUUAGAGAUCGUAAUAAAUUGUUAUCAAAAUUGAAUAAAAUUAUUUAUGGGAUAUCAAUGAGUUAAUUAAUAUUGCUUAGUACUUAUUUUAUCUUUUGGGGUAAGAUAUCAAUAAAAGUCUAGGAUCUGAUUUUGUUAUAUCGACUAUUAGAUGUCUUAGAAUUUUGAAUGAAAUUUUAUUAUGUUCUUUGCUUGCAGAAAUUGGAUUUGAAAAAAGCUUUUUAGAUAAAUUAGAAAUAUUCUUAAAGGUCUUAAGUGGUUUUGUAUUUAUAGAAUGGUUUUGGACUGCAAUUAUAUCUAAUGAAGCAUACGAGUAAAAUAUUAGAUAAAUAUAUAAGCUAUUAUUGUUUAAAAAUGGAUUUAGUUUAUUUAUCAGGAACAACAGUGAUUCUAACACUUUUAGCUUGUGGUUUUGGAUUUUAUGCAUUAGAUUAAUUAUACAUAUCUAAACAAGAAUUAAAGCCAACAGAUUAAAAUAAGAUGGAUGAAUAAUCAUAAGAAAUUAAAUUAUUUUUGGGAUGUGAUCUAUUAUCUGGUCUUAUUCAAUUUGGAUGGGAUUAUUGGGCUAAUAUCAGUGCUUAUACUUUAGCUGAUUGUAAAUCAUAUUAUGAAGCCUAAUCUAUCACUAGCGUAUUAUUUAAUUUUCAUAAUUAGAUAUUUGUUAUAUUUUUAAUGAAAGUUUUAACAUUAAUGAUAUCUCCAAUAGCUAUUUAUUAUAUUUUGUAUUAUAAACAAAGGUUAUAAUUCAAUUAUAGGCCUGCUAACGUUUUGGAUAUUAAUGUUCUAAUAGAUAGAAGAAGUGAAUUAGUUGUUGAAUUAACAAAUGCUUGA
Molecule: messenger RNA, 939 nt
Organism: Paramecium sonneborni
Lineage: Eukaryota; Ciliophora; Oligohymenophorea; Peniculida; Parameciidae
Source: the annotation of a GenBank genome assembly